This is a messenger RNA of Penicillium subrubescens, 1615 nucleotides long. RefSeq lists its product as uncharacterized. NCBI's taxonomy places the organism in Eukaryota, Fungi, Ascomycota, Eurotiomycetes, Eurotiales, Aspergillaceae. The record is from RefSeq and is a predicted model, not a curated record. The transcript is spliced from 2 exons. The coding region runs from base 416 to 616 and encodes 66 amino acids.
GUGUUUUUUCCCAACUUCAACGAGGAAUUUAUCUCCGGACCGUUUUUAAAGUUCAAAGGCGCCGAGCUUCGAUUUUCCCGAAUUUUCUUUUUUUGGUUUCCUCCUUUCGGCCAAAUCGAGUUUCUUUAAUUUCGUUUCAGAAAUCUAAAAAAGAGGCCCGCGACACUUUUUCUACUGGCACCUUCACCUUUUCCACCUUUCACCUUCGCCUUGACUCUCCUACUGGUGACUCGCCUUUUUUCCUCCUUUCACCACAAACUCACGAUUCCGCUCUUGCGCACUCUUUGCCAGCGCCAACCUAAACAUUCUCAACUCUCAACUGCGUCAUCUCGCUUCCUCCGAUCACCCGCGAUCUUUGAUCUCCUGCACCCCGCGCUUUCUGCAUCUCCGCCAACUUUCCACAACUUCCUCCACAAUGUACUCUUGCGCAAACUAUCCCCGCGGCUGCCGAGGUCGUGUCAACCGCCAGGGCGCCAAGUGCUCUGACUGUGUCACACUCAACCUCCGCCGUCCAGCAUCUGCCUCUCCAUUCGCACAGCCCCGUGACUACAAACGAGUUUUGCCCUCGGAGCGACUGAGCGACUCCGCCUUCAAGGUGUCAGACCUUGAGCUGUAAGGUGCUAAAGCCCUUAUUCCGGAACGGUCCGGCAACGAAACAAGAAACAAAAAAAGUUCCAGAGCUACCAAUAUGGUGCCGCCUGGAUGCCAUCUUGACAGGCUGGGCCUGGUUCCCGUGAAUAUGAACAUGAUUCUAUGAUAUUCACCGGGUGAAAGGAUGGAAGCCGGACCGAUUCUCACGUUUUCCUCUCCGUCUCAUAUGCAUCGCCGGGAGUUUGAUUAUGGAUUACACCACGAUGGCGGCUAUCUCUUUUUCUCGCGUUGGCUUUCUUUCCAUUUUUUUCGCGCUUGUCACUGCACCAGCUGCAGAGGUUCUUGACUAGCUUGGCUCUGUUCUGCUGAGUACGGCCCAGGCCCGACUUUACCACCUUUUGGAUUUGUUCCUAUGGAAACCCUCUUUGACGAUGAUUCCGUCCGGCAUCUACUUGCAGGGAUGAGCGCAUUCUCGGGUUCCACUCGCUUAUAUCAUUUUAUUCUCCGUCUGGGUUCCACACAAGACCCAGGCGGGUCUUUUUCGCAUGGAGGAUAGAACAUUGCAUGAUACGCAUAACCGAUACACCAAAUACCCCCCAAUCCGACACGACACGGAUUCGGGACCUGAACUCAUGGAUCUGCCACUGGCGGGCAGUGGCGCAGAUGGGGCUCUGAUAUCAUAUCAGUCGAUCGGCGAUCGACCGCCCUCGUUUUUUGAUCGACCGUCUUUCUUUUUUUAAACUGCAGUGCUGUUUUCCUUGCGCAUACGUCUUUUCCUAUGUCGCUGGUUCGAGAUCAGUUUCACUUGCGUUUUCUUUUUUCUUUUUCCAUUUUUCUGUCUUCGACUUGUCACUUUCGUGACUGUUUCUGCGAUGCCAUACCCCCCUGUUGUUACUUGUGUUUUAAUGCUUUUUAAUCUUCGGGAUGACUGGGUAGAAACGGUCUAUGAUCGUUCUGAUUCCCGGUCUUCCUUGGAGUAGCUCUUUACCCUUAGUUAGAUACCUCACUGCAUUGAUAUCACGGC